CCUGCGGAAGGCGAGAGCAUCAGCCUCAAUCACGCCAGAGAACAGACUCUUGAGGCCGAUCACAACCACAUCAUUGAGCGAAUCAAUAUACAACUACCGCCAGGAACAUGGCCGCACGUAUCACGAAGACUGCAUCUAGCGCCUCUGGAGAAGCCCAGACAUGCUCUCGAUAUCGGAACCGGAACUGGAAUCUGGGCUAUGGACUUCGAUUAUCAGCUCAAACACUCACUGAUGGUUCCCAAGNNCGUCCCACCGAACUUGAAGUAUAUCGUCGAUGAUGCGGAAGAACUCUGGGUGUACGAUCAUCGGUUUGACUACGUUCAUUGCAGGCUCAUGGCCGGAUGUUUCGCGGAUCCAGAGAAACUAAUCCAGCAAGCGUUUGAGUAA
Molecule: messenger RNA, 387 nt
Organism: Aureobasidium musti
Lineage: Eukaryota; Fungi; Ascomycota; Dothideomycetes; Dothideales; Saccotheciaceae
Source: the annotation of a GenBank genome assembly